Molecule: messenger RNA, 1466 nt
Organism: Nanorana parkeri
Lineage: Eukaryota; Metazoa; Chordata; Amphibia; Anura; Dicroglossidae
Gene: NR4A3
Product: nuclear receptor subfamily 4 group A member 3
Exons: 7
Coding region: 53-1423 (456 amino acids)
Biological process (GO): regulation of transcription by RNA polymerase II; cellular response to corticotropin-releasing hormone stimulus
Cellular component (GO): nucleus; transcription regulator complex
Molecular function (GO): RNA polymerase II cis-regulatory region sequence-specific DNA binding; zinc ion binding; nuclear glucocorticoid receptor binding
Source: RefSeq, a predicted model, not a curated record
UGUGGGCAGAGACCACUGAUAAAAAUGGAAAAUCCCAAUUUAUCCAGUUACCAUGGUACAGCUCCACAGCAAACAGAAGAUGUUCUGCCAAGCACUUCAGUGUAUUUCAAAACAUCUCCACCAUCAACUCCAACUACACCAGGAUAUUCAACUCACAAGUCACCACAGUGGGAAGACACUCAUGCCUUGCCAGGUGUGCUAUGAAUCUUCUCAUAACAUGCCAGCAGGCCUUCCAGGAGACGCAGCACAAAUAUCAGUGGAGUCCUUAUCAUUUAAUUUACCAAUGGCAAAGGUGUCAAAUCUUGUCUUUUCUCCCCUCGCAACUGGCCAAGCUAUUAACAUGGUAAGUGAGGGCAGUAUUCCAUCACCACCCAGCAGAAGCUCUUCAACUGGGGAGGGAUCAUGCGCAGUGUGUGGAGAUAAUGCAGCCUGUCAACACUAUGGAGUUAGGACAUGUGAGGGAUGUAAAGGCUUCUUCAAAAGAACAGUGCAGAAAAAUGCAAAAUAUGUAUGCCUGGCAAAUAAAACUUGUCCAGUGGACAAAAGAAGAAGAAACCGCUGCCAGUACUGCAGAUUUCAAAAAUGCCUCAGCGUUGGCAUGGUUAAAGAAGUUGUAAGGACAGAUAGUCUGAAAGGAAGAAGAGGAAGACUUCCAUCUAAACCAAAAAGUCCAUCUCAUCAAGAAUCAUCUCAAAUGAGUUUGCCAUCUCCUUCAAACAGUCUGUUGGAAGCUUUGAUUCAAGCAGUUGAAGACUCUUCACCCAGGGAUCUAGACUACUCUACAUACUCUAGUGACACUGACCAGGCAGCUGCCAGCACAGAUAUAGAAUGUAUUCAACAGUUCUACAAUCUCCUUACUAUCUCCAUUGAAAUCUCUAAAAAAUGGGCAGAAAAAAUUCCUGGAUUUGUUGAACUUUCACAUGAUGAUCAGACAUUACUGAUAGAAAUGGCAUUUCUGGAACUUUUUCUACUAAGACUUUCGAUCAGGUCUAAUGUCACUACAGAUGAAUUUGUGUUUUGUAAUGGACUAGUGCUGCACAGACUUCAGUGCCUUCGUGGAUUUGGUGAAUGGCUGGAUUCAGUUAGAAACUUUUCAUUACAUAUACAGAGCCUUAACCUUGAUGUCUCAACAAUAGCCUGUCUGUCUGCAGUGUGUCUUGUUUCUGAACGACAUGGCCUAAAAGAACCAAAGAAGGUAAAUGAACUACAUAACAAAAUAAUGUGUUGUUUAAAAGAUCACUUAGCUUUAAAUAUUCAAAGUAAAGGACAACAACUAGAUACUGCCACAGCAUUAAGUGUUCUAACAGAUCUGCGUGCUCUUUGUACAUUGGGACUUCAACGCAUAUUUUACUUGAAGCUGGAAGAUUUGGUACCGCCACCUCCUGUAAUUGAAAAGUUAUUUCUAGACACUUUGCCUUUUUGAAGAUGGUGAAACAGCGCCGAUCCACCAUAUCAUGAACCACAAG